Malaya genurostris is the source of this 1665-nucleotide messenger RNA. Its product is annotated as F-box only protein 25. The record is from RefSeq and is a predicted model, not a curated record. Gene Ontology annotation, cellular component: SCF ubiquitin ligase complex; nucleus; cytoplasm. NCBI's taxonomy places the organism in Eukaryota, Metazoa, Arthropoda, Insecta, Diptera, Culicidae. Gene Ontology annotation, biological process: protein ubiquitination. The coding region runs from base 533 to 1597 and encodes 354 amino acids. The transcript is spliced from 6 exons.
CGAAUUUAAAAUUUUCAUCAUUCUGUUCAUAGGUCGUGUAGUGAGCAAGUACGCGAUUUCUUUUCGGUGCGUGGCGAGAGGUUGUUUUGUUGCCUGUUGAAACAGCAGGGAAAACAAGGGCCUCUUCAAGAAAAAAACGAAUAACAUCAACCAAACAGUGUGAAGAAUUUGCAUCGUCAAGUUUUUGCUGGAUCGAAAACGAAAAAUAGGUAUUGCCACUACGGAAAAUUACGCAAGUGAAAAUCUAAAAAUCGUAUGUGGUGCUUGAAAAAAAAACGCAUUUAAACGCGAGAAACUGAGUAGAAACCAAACCUCAGACAACGGAAAAUUCAAUCAGGAAGUAAUUAUAGAGUGAAAGGUAAAGAUAAAUUGAAAAGAGCCACAUUCACAAAUUGAGGAGUUUUUCUGUCGGGCCUGGUUGUGAAACAGUAGUGAACAAAAUAGUGAGCGAGUAUAUUUACUCUUUAACUGUUUUUUUAAUUGCAAUACUCGCACGCUUAGUUGAAACACGCGAAUCUAAGAAACGCAAAAAAUGCCAUUUAUUUCGAAGGAUUGGAGAUCACCUGGUGAAGCUUGGGUGAAAACGGAUGAAGGUUGGGAAAAGCUGAAGGUGCUGGAAUGUGUCAAGCGAAAAAGAUGUAUUUCCGAAUGCAGUAGUUCGAGUGACACCGAAAACGACAACGAAAAUGGCGACGUAGAAAUACCACCACACUGCCACAUCACACUGAAGUGUACCCGUGAAAUUGCGGGUUUCAAUGGAUUGGGAGAAGCCGUCCGCCGAUUAGACUUCCGUAGUUCCGUCCGAGAUGGUCGACGAUUCAACUAUGUAUGUGCACUGCUGCGACUGUUAGUUUCCGGCAAGGGAAUCACUAGUCUUCCCGGUGGAGCCCAACGUUUACUACUGCAGAUGCUGGAGGAAGUUGCCACCUACGUAAGUGAUUCGCAGCAAAACAUCAACGUUCUACGAGGGUUAGUGCAGCAAUUACGGUCCCUCGUGAACCAAGAAAAUCAAAAGUGUUGGGGGAAACCACUGGGCAGCCAAAGCCUAUGGGAGGGACAUGUGCAAACCAUUCAACGUAUUCAGGAUAUUGCUAGUCAAAUACAAAUUAAAGAACCUGGUCCAAAUAUACGCCCAAAACUACACGAUCUGCCAGAAGAAUGUGUUCGUGAAAUUAUUCUUAGAAUAACAGAUUACAAAGAUCUAGAUGCUUCCGCGUCGGCCUGGUCACUGAUGGCAGCACUAAUAUCUGAACAACGAGUGUGGCGGGAAUUGUCGCAUUAUCACUUCACCAAGCAACAAAUCGAUGUUAUUCUGGACAAAAUGUGUCUUCAAGAUACAAAGGAGCGUCACCGAAACUGGCAAGCUAUUUACCACGCACUUCGAAAAGCUUACGGAGUACCGGAGGAACUGCAAUACGCCGAAAUUUUAGCCUUUUGUCGGCUUUGUCGUUGUCUUUUCUGGCCUUCGGCUGGACAUCCGUGUAUUGUCGAUCAAUAUCCUGAUAUACGGCAACGCAUACGGGAAGCAGGUAACGAUGACAACACCGAAACGCAACCGGUACCACCGGCCCAAUUCCUCAAGUAUUUUUCAUUGUAACUUGGAUAUGAAAAUACAAAUCGGUUCGCAACCAGCCACUCAUGCGCAAAUUUUUAUGGAACAACAAA